AUGAUCAUGAUCGUAUACAAAGCUUUGCUUGUCUUGGUGGCAGGUGUCACAAACGCACAGGUGCAGUCAACAAUUAGUUCUAGUCUUUCGCCAACAACAACAGCCGCGGCACCGGCUUUCACGUACGACCGUGAGAAUUUCCUGCUCCAUGGCGAACCUUACAAAAUCAUCGGUGGGCAGAUUGACCCGCAACGCAUUCCUUACCAAUACUGGAGAGAUAGAUUGUCCAAAGUCAGAGCCAUGGGUGUUAACACCAUCUUCUCUUAUGUCUUCUGGAACAACCUAGAGCCUACGCAGGGCAGCUGGCUUUCGGAUGAUCCGCAAAACGACAUAGCAAGCUAUUUCAGUAUCGCGCAAGAAGAAGGCUUGAAUGUCGUAUUACGCCCAGGCCCGUACAUAUGCGGUGAACAUGAAUGGGGAGGCUUCCCAGCUUGGUUGAGUGAGAUACCAGAGAUGGUUGUGCGUACCAACAACACACCGUUCCUAGAGGAGACCAAGAGGUACAUUGUGAACCUUGCGGAGAGGUCUGGUUUAGCUGAGCUCCAAGCUUCUCGUGGCGGUCCCAUUCUCAUGGUCCAAGUUGAGAAUGAGUAUGGCUCAUUCGAUGAAAACCACAACUAUACUGCUGCUCUGCGGGAUAUUCUCCGGGAGAGUUUCGAAGUGCCUCUCUAUACCAAUGAUGGUGGCGUCGACUGGACACUUGAAGGUGGCGAGAUACCCGGUGUUCUUGCCGAGGUUGAUGGAGGGUCUUGGGCUUUACCGGCACGAGAUCUAUACAUCACUAAUCCGACAGAACUCGGCCCAUUACUGGAUGGAGAGUAUUACACAUGGGCUCCAGACCAAUGGGGCUCCUUCAAUCCCCACAACACGACGGUUGACAACAACGAAACUGUCUCCGGAUUCGUAAGCGACAUUGCUUACCAUUUGAACAACUAUUCUGCAUCAAUCAGCUUUUAUAUGGUACAUGGGGGUACCAACUUUGGCUUUCAGAAUGGCGCUAUGUGGCAGAAUCGGACAACGGUUUUCACUUCAUCGUACGACUAUGGCUCCCCAAUAGACGAGACCGGACGCACAACCGACUUAUACUUCAAGAUGCGUGAGGCUAUUUUACCAUUUGUGCCAAAUGGUAGUGUUCCAGAGCCGCCAGAAAAUCUGCCAAGAACAUCGAUUCCAGAGUUCGAGUUGUGCUCGAGCACUAGCUUAUUCGACAUCCGUGGAGAGAAGGUUAGUUCGGCUUUUCCUCUCACCAUGGAAGCACUUGGGCAGUCGUACGGAUUUACCCUCUAUGAGCAUAUCGUAACCUCAAGCAUCGAAGGUUUCGUCCAAGCUGGUGACAGACCGCGAGAUCGUUUACUAGUCUAUGUGAAUGAAAAAGUAAUCGGAGUGAUGGACAGCCAAUACCAGCAUCCACUGAAUGUCAGCGUCUCACUGGAGCCCGGCGAUAAGCUCCAGCUACUUGUCGAGAACCUCGGGCGUGUUGACUACUAUUCAAGAGGCAAUCCCUAUAGAAACUAUGUCCAGGACCCAUGGAAAGGAGUCAAAGGAAACGUAUCUAUUGGAGACCAAGUAAUAUUGGCGGGUUGGGACAUGUAUUCUCUGCAACUCGAUUCCUUACCAUCUUUUGGAUGCAGCGGAUCAGAAUACCCAGUUGAGCCCGUAUCAGAUUCGCCAGUCUUUUACUAUGGUUCGUUCGUUGGACCGUCCAUUUCCCACAAUUCGACAAUGACGCUCGACACUUUCAUCACAGUGCCACACGGAAUCAAAGGAAACGUGUGGGUCAACGGGUUUCACCUCGGUCGGUACUGGCUUGUAGGACCGCAACAGUCUCUGUAUCUGCCGGGCUCGGUAGUCAAAUCCGAGGAACAGAACGAGGUGGUCGUGUUGGAGUUAGAGCCAUGGCAGAUGAACUCAACCUCGAUGGUUGCAUAUGGUGCAUCGGAGAGAUUCUGGGGCAACAGCCCUGAUCCGGACUGCUUAGUUUGUGUUUAA
This is a messenger RNA of Truncatella angustata, 1989 nucleotides long. RefSeq names its product putative beta-calactosidase. Lineage: Eukaryota; Fungi; Ascomycota; Sordariomycetes; Amphisphaeriales; Sporocadaceae. The record is from RefSeq and is a predicted model, not a curated record. The transcript is spliced from 3 exons. Gene Ontology annotation, molecular function: beta-galactosidase activity. Gene Ontology annotation, cellular component: vacuole. Bases 1 to 1989 code for a protein of 662 amino acids. Gene Ontology annotation, biological process: carbohydrate metabolic process.